GAGGGACUCAAUGAAACUUGUGGAUAACAUAUGUGUCUAAACAUAGAUUGCAUUUUUUUGAAAAAAAAGAGAUAAGAAUAACUGUACAGUUUUUUCUUUAACACUUCUGAGAUAUGUCGGUAAAAAGCAACAUAAUGUAAUAUUAUGUAAUAGAUAUAUAUAGACAUAUGUAAUACAGUUUAUUGUCCACAAAUUGAUAUUAUGUAAUUGUUGCUAAGUAUGUUUCCUGAUCUUAAUCAAUCCCAAAUAGAUGAGCUUGAUCAUAAUAAUUCCCAUGAUAUUCAUUUAGUGAAUUCAUCAUCUUCUGUAACAUUAUCAUCUUCUUCAAUGUCAUUCACUUCACCAAAAUCGACACCGACAUCGUCGUCGUCGUCAUCAUCAUCAUCAUCAUCGUUAUCAUCAUCUCCUUCGUCUGUCACUUCACCGACUUGUUUAACUGUAUCAUCCAUUCAUGAAAUUUAUCAAUGUCGUUCAUUUAUGAUACAUGAUAUUUUAGAUAAAUCUAAACAGACUACUUAUAAUACUACUAUGAAUAAUAAAGAUAAACUAUACAAAUCAUAUAAUGAACAAAUUAAAACAUUUCCAAUGAUCAAAUCAAUCAUAAAUAAUAAUGAAGAAGUACAAAUCAAUUAUGAUCAUAAUGAUUAUUUACAUGAUUAUGAACGAAAUGAUAAAUAUCAUAUGAAACGAAAAUAUACUAAUCAUAAUCAUGAGAAUGAUCAUGAUAAACGUGUAGUUACCACAGCAACAACAACAACAUCAGCCACUACCACCACCACCACCACAACAACAACAACACCAUCCUUGAUGACCAUAAAAGAAGAUUGUAAUUCAUAUAUGAAUGUAGAUAAUAAAAAUUUGUCAAUAAAUCUUAUAAAAUCUCAAUCAUAUGAACAAUAUAAACAAUCUAUGAAUGAUACAACACAAUUGAUAGAAGGGAAUUUAAAACAACUUUAUACUGUAAAAGGUUUCAAUGAAGUUACAACGAAUUCCGAUAAUACUCAAUUCAUUCUAUCAACAAUAAAUAGUCCAAAUAGUUUAAAUACAAAUGAUGAAAAUCAUAAAGAUAAUGAAUUACAAGAAGAUAAUAGUGAUAACGAUAAUGAUGAUGAUGAUGAUGAUGAAUAUUCUGAAAUGAAUUCAAAUGGAUCUUUAUAUUCAACGCAUUCAAUAGAUCCAUAUCAUAAAUUAACAUUUAUCAAGAAAAAAUCAAUAAUCUCAUCAAAAUUUGAACAUUCUAAUGAAUCACAUCGAUCAUAUCAUCCUCAUUAUCAUGAUCAUGAUCAUGAUCGUCAUCAUCAUCAUCAUAAAGAAUAUGAUCUUAAUCAUGAUAUGAAUAAAUCAAAGAAACCGCGUAAAUCUAGAACAGCAUUUACUGAUUUACAAUUAAAUGAAUUAGAGAAAAUGUUUGAUCAUCAAAAAUAUUUAAGUGUACAAGAUCGUAUUGAAUUAGCUGAACGAUUACAUUUAACAGAUACACAAGUUAAAACAUGGUAUCAAAAUCGUAGAACAAAAUGGAAACGUCAAACUGCUGUCGGUUUUGAAUUACUCGCUGAAGCUGGUAAUUUUGUAGCAGUUCAACGUAUUUUACAAACGAAUCCAUAUUGGGCAUAUCAUCCAGCAGCACAAACUAUUCUAGCUAAUAUGGAAGCAAUAAUGAAGAAGAAAACUGAUUUCAAUAUAACUGAUGAAUUAAAACAAACCAAUCAUAAUGAUAGUAAAAUGAAUUAUUUUAAGCAAAUGAAUCAUAAUGAACAUAUUAUUACCAAUACUACUAAUACUACUAAUAUUAGUAGUAGUCCUACUACAACCACUACUACUAACACUACUACUAUUACUACUAAUACUACUUAUAAUCAUCAUUCAAGAUUAAAUGAUCAAGAGUCACUUUCUUUUAAAUCGAUUGAAUUCAAUCAUCAAAUACCAUCUUCAUCAUCCGCAUCCUCAUUAUUAUUCCAAUCAAAUGAUCUUAAUCAUCAAUUAGAAAAUUCUUCAAAACUAAAUUCAUCAAUGAAAUUACCAAUCACUAUAGGAACUUCUACUUUACCAUUAAGAACUACUACAACAACUACGACGACGACGACUACGACUACUACUACUACUGCCACAAAUACAGUAGAUAGUACAUCAUUAGCGGAACUUCCAGAUUGGUGGCCUUUUAAAUCAACUAUAAAAGAUUUAAUACAAUAUCAAAAUACAUUGUCUUCUUCUUCAACUAUUACCACUCCUACUACUACUCCCACUACUACUCCUACUACUCCUGCUAUCUCAACAUUAUCCUAUUGUCCUAUAGUGAAUUCAUCUAUCAUAGAUACAACUAAAUUAUUACAAUUGGAUUUAUCAAUGAAUUCAACAAUAUCAUCAUUUAAUCUACAACCUUAUACAUCAAUGAAUCUAUGGUCAACAUUCAAUACAAAUGAUCUAUUAUCAAUUACACAAAAUAUACCAUUAUUUAAUAAUUUAUUACGUCAUCAUUGUAUCAUAACAAAAGAUUAA
Molecule: messenger RNA, 2496 nt
Organism: Schistosoma margrebowiei
Lineage: Eukaryota; Metazoa; Platyhelminthes; Trematoda; Strigeidida; Schistosomatidae
Source: the annotation of a GenBank genome assembly